AUGUCUGCUAACGAACUUGCCAUCUCUUUCAUCGGGCCGGGAGAAGUCCUCUCUGCAGGAAUCACUCUUCCCGUUGUAGGGAUUAUCGUUGUGGCCCUUCGUUUCUGGCUUCGUUCCUACCAGAAAGCUAAGCUUGGUCUAGAUGACUACACAAUUCUUGUAGCUUUGUUCUUCGUCAUUGGAAUGAGUAUAUGUCUUAUCUACGGUUGGUUUUAUCCACUACUUGCGUUCGUGUGGAGGCUGAAAAUGCAAUGGUCUCAAAAGCUUUAUAUUACAGGAAUAUUUUUUCUGGCUGCUGGAUCUUUGGUUGCGGCUAUUAUAAGGUUGAAGGUUCAAUUAGAAAUUUCUGAUGGUGGCUAUGCUGCCCAUACAGAUGUUGAUUUAACUCUCACGAUUCUAUUAUAUUACAGUAGCCUUGAGAGUGGCGUAGCGUUGAUAGCAGCCUGUCUCCCCACUCUUCAUUACCUCAUAGCUCGACCACCAUUUCGCAACCCCUUCUCCAGCGUGGUGAGCCUUCUAGGAAUUAAUUCCCUACGAUCACGUGGAACUUCGAGCUCUCGAGCCCACGACAAUACUGCACCAGACACCGAGAUUCUGGUGACAAAGAAGGUUUCGCAAUCAUCGCACUCUGGUGGCAGCUUCGUUGCCUCUGAGCAUGUUGGACACGUGUACAAGCUACCACACGUGGAAGACGGAUUCGAAUUACCUCUGGUCCCACAACGACCGGCACAAACACAUACUAGAAUUUCGGGCAAACCGUAG
Molecule: messenger RNA, 762 nt
Organism: Sclerotinia sclerotiorum 1980 UF-70
Lineage: Eukaryota; Fungi; Ascomycota; Leotiomycetes; Helotiales; Sclerotiniaceae
Exons: 5
Coding region: 1-762 (253 amino acids)
Source: RefSeq, a predicted model, not a curated record